AUAAGUAUUCGUCGAGAUGAAGUUGAUAGAGUUUCUGUGUCUCAAGUCGUGUCGAAGUUUCAGAGUCAAUGAUGAGUCUAUUUGUCUACAGCGAAGGAUUGUGAUAAUCAAAAGGGCAGACUGUGCGGCAUUUGACUCAGACAUGAACAAAUCUCCGUAGUCAAUGAUGAACUGAUGUAGAAAGUAUCAGGCAUGUCGCUGAAAUGCCAGUGUAAAAACAAAUAUCCAUUCUUGAAAUGUACGCACGCAAAGGAAUGCGGGUGGCCUCGAAUUUACAAUCCGAGACAAAAGAAAAAGGGGGUUCAAGAGAUGAAGCUACAGUAUACAUGCCAAACCACGAGAUUGCGGUGGACCAAAACCGCUAUGGACCGUCCCGACGGAACGAGACGACUCUCUGAGACAUUGAAGAAUGGAGGGAGAGGAAGAAAUGCAUUUGGUUGCAAUAUGAGUUCUGUGUCUUAGACAUCAAUCUACUUUGAUCAUCAGGCACUCGGGAUAAGAUGGUGAUGAAGAUGUUGCAGGGAUGUCUACAGCAACAGGAAUGCACAUCCAGAGACAUAGCAAUAUCUCUUGUCUCUCAAGGAAGUGGCUUUCAGCUGGUUGCGGCUCUACCUGGCGAUGACCUCCCUUUGGUGUUUUUGCCUCAUCACCACCAACAAAAGUUGAUCAACACUCUACUUCGUACACGCCCAUACCCGACACUCUGGGAAAACCAAACUCGGUUUAAGCUUCUUCCACGCAUAGAGUUAAAGCAGAAAAAAAACUCUACAUUUUCAGCUGUCCACCUGCAAUCUUGCUUCCCGCGAACCAGGAUACCCGGAUCGCCUCCCAUCUUACGUAUUCCUCCCAGCUCGUCGGGACCGGAAGGGAGCGCAUGCGGACGUUUCUGUGCUACGUGGAGAACGAAUCUGGCCGAAAACGAUUCUUCGCAAAGAGCGGUCGAGAGGCACUGGAAUGCAAAUGACGUCUUUCUAAACCGAGACCGAGAACGAAAGGGUCCGGAUGCGCACGGGAAUGGCUUCGGAGGUUCCGUGAACGGCCACGGCCACGGCCACCCGAGAGUGGGAAAACGGGCGGGAGCUGAAGAACCCCGAUAUCGUAGCCGUGACUGCCUGACUUUUGAGUUCGGCGAUGGUGAUGGUGAUGGUGAUGGGAGGAGGAAGGAGUUUACCAAUCUUGACUUCCCGCUUCCGGACGACGGGACGUCACGGGAUAACGGACGGUUCCAUAUUACAACGGGAAGGAUCGAACUCUACUACUACUGUUAUCUUUACAAACUUGGAAGAGGCAACAGCACAAGUAUAGCUGAAAGAUGA
Messenger RNA from Fusarium redolens, 1316 nucleotides. RefSeq lists its product as uncharacterized. Lineage: Eukaryota; Fungi; Ascomycota; Sordariomycetes; Hypocreales; Nectriaceae. The transcript is spliced from 2 exons. Bases 501 to 1316 code for a protein of 271 amino acids. The record is from RefSeq and is a predicted model, not a curated record.